AUGUCAUUACCGCGUUUUAACUUUCCGCCGGAAAGUUACUCCGCCGUUUAUUCCAGCGACGUGACGAGUGCGAAUGUAGUGCAUUGUACAGCAUCAGGAUGCGAACCACGUGGUGUACAUAAUCAACUUGGCGCCCCGGCAUUCGAACCAUCAACACCACCAACUUCUUUAUUCAGCUGUUUUCAUUGCGCGUUUCGAAACGGCAUUAAUGUUCUACGAAAGGAAAAACACGCAGCCAAAAAUAAGGUAAAUUUUAUUCAAUUGGAUUUAGUGUAA
Parnassius apollo (apollo) is the source of this 276-nucleotide messenger RNA. Lineage: Eukaryota; Metazoa; Arthropoda; Insecta; Lepidoptera; Papilionidae. The record is from the annotation of a GenBank genome assembly.